GGGAGGAGUGCAGGAGGAGGAGUGUGGGUUACACGCAGAACACGUUGUGACCCCUGGUACUCUCCUGUCCGUGCACGCGGUAUCAGCUCCUGUCUGAGCAUGUGUAUCAGCGGAGUCACCCCCUGCUUUACGUAGCGUAGCUAUCAGUGCUAUCAGCACUGAGAAAGUGUCAGGCUCGUUCUGCCUACUGCUGCUGGGAUACUCUGAGCUAAGGAAGGUGAACUGAAGAGAAGGAAAGAUGUCCAGCUUUAGCUAGCUGAGAAUGGCCGGAGACUCUCGAGUCCAGAUGGACCAGGACAUGGAGAUUGGAGUCACCCCCAGAGAGGUUAAAAAGCUUCCCAAACACCUGAGGGAGGCACAGAUCUCCACGGAGCGCACGCACCUCAUCGCCGAGCCGGCCAAGAAGGUGCGCCAGCGCUACGUGCAGAAGGACGGCAAGUGCAACGUCCACCACGGCAACGUCCAGGAGACCUACCGCUACCUGAGCGACCUGUUCACCACGCUGGUGGACCUGCGCUGGCGCUUCAGCUUCCUCAUCUUCACCCUGGUCUACGUGGUCAACUGGCUCUUCUUCGGCCUGCUCUGGUGGCUCAUCGCCCUGAUCAGAGGCGACCUGCUCCACGCCGACGAGGAGGGCUGGACCCCCUGCGUGGAGAACCUCAACAGCUUCGUCUCGGCCUUCCUCUUUUCCAUCGAGACGGAGACCACCAUCGGCUACGGCUACCGCGUCAUCACCGAGAAGUGCCCGGAGGGCAUCGUCCUGCUGCUGGUGCAGGCCAUACUGGGCUCCAUCGUCAAUGCCAUGAUGGUGGGCUGCAUGUUCGUCAAGAUCUCGCAGCCCAAGAAUCGGGCGGAGACGCUCAUGUUCUCCCAUAAGGCAGUGAUCUCGGUGCGGGACAACAAGCUGUGCCUGAUGUUUCGCGUAGGGGACCUACGCAACUCACACAUUGUGGAGGCGUCCAUCAGGGCCAAGCUCAUCCGCUCCCAGCAGACCAAGGAGGGCGAGUUCAUCCCGCUCAACCAGACUGACAUCAACAUCGGCUUUGACACGGGCGACGACCGUCUCUUCCUGGUGUCACCACUCAUCAUCUCACAUGAGAUCAAUGAGAAGAGUCCCUUCUGGGAGAUGUCACAGGCACAGAUGGAGAAGGAGGAGUUUGAGAUCGUGGUAAUCCUGGAGGGGAUGGUGGAAGCCACGGGGAUGACCUGUCAGGCUCGGAGCUCUUACCUGGACACAGAGGUGCUGUGGGGGUAUCGGUUCACCCCAGUGCUCUCCCUGGAGAAGGGCUUCUAUGAGGUGGACUACAACAGCUUCCAUGACAUCUACGAGACUAACACCCCUUCCUGCAGUGCCAAAGAGCUAGCAGCCAGCCUGCGGGAGGGCCAGCUGUUCUCCCAGCUCUCCCCCUUAACUCCCGACACCAAGAACCUCCCCCUGAACCCGCUCUCCUCCCCCCAACUACUCUCUGAGCCCCAGAACAAGAAGGAGGAGGGAGAAGACGAGGAGGGGGAGAGAGGAGAGACUAAUGGCUCGGCUGCCACCUUUGGAAAUCAGCCCUGACACCCGCCAGACAGACAGACAGACGCAUUUACAGACUGAAGGACGAUUACAUAUAUAUUCACAUUGUUUUAAACUGGACAUUUUAAACCUGAGUUUGUUGUCUUGAAUGCAAAGGGAAUUCUUUGGGCUUACUGAGGUAUCUGCCCAGCAGGGCAUUUUAAUUAGCUCUUGUCUUCUGCUUAACGAGCUGUCAGCAUGGCCCCUGAGGGUCUCUGAUGGGGGCAGCUUCUUCACAGCUGGCAUCACAAAAGACCCAGCCAAUCAGCCACCAGCUCUCAUCAUCGGUUAGAUGAGUAUGGUGCUGCAGCGAUGUGCCCUGGGAACUAACGGUCUGUGCACCGACCCAUUGAAGGACACUCGCACCCUGGCUUGUUUGGUCUUACAAAACAGCGGCUGCCUUCCUCUGAUCUAGCUCUAAUGAUGUCAUUGAGGUCCCUCCUCCCUGCUAACCUGGCAACUGAUGAUAUAAUUAAAGCUCUGCCGCUCCUCCUACUUUGUCUCACCUACUCAUUUCCCCACACCCCUAUCAUCAGCUGGAAAACGAAAGAA
Molecule: messenger RNA, 2110 nt
Organism: Anguilla rostrata (American eel)
Lineage: Eukaryota; Metazoa; Chordata; Actinopteri; Anguilliformes; Anguillidae
Gene: kcnj5
Product: potassium inwardly rectifying channel subfamily J member 5
Exons: 4
Coding region: 263-1561 (432 amino acids)
Biological process (GO): regulation of monoatomic ion transmembrane transport; potassium ion import across plasma membrane
Cellular component (GO): plasma membrane
Molecular function (GO): G-protein activated inward rectifier potassium channel activity
Source: RefSeq, a predicted model, not a curated record